This is a messenger RNA of Gossypium raimondii (Peruvian cotton), 849 nucleotides long. RefSeq lists its product as uncharacterized. Gene Ontology annotation, molecular function: protein-macromolecule adaptor activity. Bases 250 to 546 code for a protein of 98 amino acids. Gene Ontology annotation, cellular component: elongin complex. The record is from RefSeq and is a predicted model, not a curated record. NCBI's taxonomy places the organism in Eukaryota, Viridiplantae, Streptophyta, Magnoliopsida, Malvales, Malvaceae. The transcript has 4 exons. Gene Ontology annotation, biological process: ubiquitin-dependent protein catabolic process.
GCGCCGAACGAGAUCAUUCUAAAUCCGAACUCCAGUAAAAUCCAUAGAUGUAAGAACAAUAUAUAUAUAUCCUUUUAGUACCGAUUUAGAAGUUUCCAUUCCCGAUUAAAGCCAUCAUCGGCCCGAAGAGCUUUACAGCCCAAAAUCUUAUUUUCCGGGAAAUCCACCGAUAAUCGACGAACUCUCUCUCGAUCUCACCUAAGAUUCGCCGAUAAUCGAAAUUUUAAAAAUAACCCGACAACAACAAAGAUGAAGAAAGAAGACACAGUGAAACUCAUUAGCGCUGAAGGAAUGGAAUUCGUUAUAGACAAAGAAGCUGCUAUGGUUUCUCAAACAAUCCGUAACAUGCUUACUUCUCCAGGUGGUUUCGCUGAGGCGGAGCAUGGGGAAGUGACUUUCCCGGAGAUAAGUGCUGUGAUUCUUGAGAAGAUUUGUCAGUAUUUUUAUUGGUCUCUUCAAUAUUCCAGGGGUAAAGAGACUGAGUUCCACAUUGAACCCGAACUGACUCUGGAGCUGAUGAUGGCUGCGAAUUAUCUCCAUACUUAGCCAAUUACUUCCUUUUCGUAUUUUAGCCAUUUUUCUCUUUCGUGCAGAAAGUACUCCAGGUCUGUUUUCUUGCCCGAGAGGAGUAUGUAUGUCGUGUGCGUUUUAGCUUCUCUGCUCCAAUGCAUAGUGGUAUAUUUACGAGUAUCUUAUGUUAUUGUUUUGACUUAGAACAUAGACUUAUAUGUAGGUAAAUGAAUGCACUUAUUGUGAGACUUAUGAUUGAUUCUAAUACACCAAAAUAACUCAAACACGGUUUUAGAACGUGACUGUUUAUGCAAUGUUAAUCGGAUAUCUUUCCUUGCA